AUGCUGGGCCUCUGGCUGGGCUCGUUUCUGGCGGGGGUGCUGCCGCAGCUGCUGCGCGCCACGGUGGCGCCGCCCCCGCAGCUGCAGCCGGCCAAGGGGCUGGGCUUCUGCGCCCGCAACGAGGAGCUGCUCGUCUCGCUGCUGCUCUGCUUCGGCGGCGGCGUCCUACUCUUCACCACCUUCAUUCACCUGCAGCCAGAGGUGCGCGACAGCUUCAGGGACCUGGAGAGCUGCGGCUACCUGUGGGAGAGCCGCGAGGGCCUGCCGCUGGCGGACCUGGCGUUCUGCGCCGGCUUCUUCACGGUGUACCUGGUGGAGGAGAUGGUGCACCUGCUGCUGGACAGCCGGCAGGACCGCAAGCGCCAGCGCCGCCAGCAGCACCAGCAGAGCGCCGAGUGCUCGGCGCACGACAGCGGCGCCAUCGCAGACUUCGCCGCCGCCGCCGAGGACGACGAGGAGGAGGAGGCGGACGAGGCGGUGCUCACGCGCACCAUGAGCCUGCGCUGCUCGCGCCGCGGCGGCCGGCCCGCCCGCGCCGUGGGCGGCGGGGGCGGGAGCGGCGGCGACGGCACGGUGCCGCCCACGCCGGCGCCCGCGGCGCGCGAGCCGCCGUCGCCGCUGCCCGUGCCGCUGCAGCUGCAGCUGCCGCCCACCGCCGCCGCCAGCGCCACCGCGGGCAGCGGCAGCGGCAGCAACGUCUCCACCCAGGGGCUCAUCCGCACCGAGUCCGCUAUAGGCCGUCGCCCCAGGCUUUGCCCGCUGACGGACCGGCGCUCCUUGUCGGCAGGUAUCACGGACAAGCAGUCGUCGCUGCUGGACGCGGGCGUGCGCGUCAACAGCGCGUUCCCGUUCGGGCCGCCGGCCGGCCUGGGGGCGCAGGGAGGCGGGCCGAUGCCGCCCCCGGGCGCCGCCCCCGGGGACGGGCUGCCCGGCACGCCUGGCCGGCGGCGCGCCAGCUCGUCGUGCUCGCUGCGCUGGCUCUUCACCAUCGUCGCCCUCUCUUUCCACGCCAUAUUCGAGGGCCUCGCCGUCGGCCUCGAGAAGGGGGUGGGCGACAUGUGGAUCCUGGUGUCGGCGGUGGCGAUGCACAAGCUGGUGAUCACGUUCUGCGUGGGCGUGAAGCUGGUGGCGGCGGAGACGCGCGGCCCGCUCGUGCUGCUGUACAUGGCGGUGUUCGCGGCGGUGACGCCGUUCGGCGUGGGGCUGGGGCUGCUGCUGGAGCAGCUGGGCCAGGGCAGCGUCACCACGCCGGCCGCCGCCAUCCUGCAGGCCAUGGCGGGCGGCACGCUGCUCUACGUCGUCUUCUUCGAGGUGCUGCAGCGAGAGCGCUCCUCCGACAACGCCGGCAUCCUCCAGCUGGCCGCCAUCGCCUUCGGCUUCGCCCUCAUGCUGCUCAUCCAGUUCUGCAGUGAGUACACGGGCGCUCCGUUCUCUCGCUUUUGUCUCCGUCGCUCUGGCCGUUUCCCUGUAACACUGGGCCAGAUCUAGCAUACCAACGAUUAACUUGGGCUCAAUUGGCAGACGAUAUGUGGCCCACUGUUUUCGUUACUUUUUGGAGUGGUCUGCUGCUGAAGGCACUCAACAUGUUUCAUCAGGAUAUACCAGUUCCAACCGUCG
Molecule: messenger RNA, 1617 nt
Organism: Schistocerca nitens (vagrant locust)
Lineage: Eukaryota; Metazoa; Arthropoda; Insecta; Orthoptera; Acrididae
Exons: 4
Coding region: 1-1488 (495 amino acids)
Biological process (GO): zinc ion transmembrane transport
Cellular component (GO): plasma membrane
Molecular function (GO): zinc ion transmembrane transporter activity
Source: RefSeq, a predicted model, not a curated record